Messenger RNA from Cydia pomonella (codling moth), 1413 nucleotides. RefSeq lists its product as uncharacterized. The record is from RefSeq and is a predicted model, not a curated record. Gene Ontology annotation, biological process: cell-matrix adhesion. The transcript has a single exon. NCBI's taxonomy places the organism in Eukaryota, Metazoa, Arthropoda, Insecta, Lepidoptera, Tortricidae. Gene Ontology annotation, cellular component: cell surface. The coding region runs from base 95 to 847 and encodes 250 amino acids.
GCUAUACCGACGAAUGAGGCGAUCAUUUGGGUCGAAUUAACGGAGCCAUAAAUACGGCCCUUGCACCGAAUAGCUGCAAUUGUUACGUCUUAACAUGCUGGACAAGACAACAAGAAUUUUAAUCCCUAUAAUUUUGCUCCCUCUUUUAAUCACUUCUUAUGCCAUGAAAUGCGAUGACAUAUUGGAGUUGCCCGUCGACAAGAAAUUGUCGCUGCAGGAGCUACAGAUGAUUCCGCCAAAAGAUAUGAUACAAUGUAUGGCCCAACUGGGCCGAGAGCAGAUGAAGAAUGAGGAAGCGACAUAUAUUUGGACGUCAAUCAUUAAUUACUUCGGAGGCGUAGCUGACGUGCCCGACAAUAUUCUUAUGCUGCUCCACUGGGUCACUCCUGGCAUCCCCCCGGAACAUUUCUCUAACAUGACUUUAAGUAGCAUCGACGUGAUAGAAAACUUUGGUCUGAAUUACAACUUAAAUGAAGCUCAAAUUGCUGCUCUUGCCGACCGGGUGCGUGAAGAUUUUGCCGGAAAGGAGCCAGAAGAUUACACAUACUAUGAUUUGACAGCUUUGCGUCAAAUAUUGUGCGGUUUUAACAGAAGUGAAAUCGAGAGGAUCCACCCGGCGGCGUACAGAGAAGCCGCUCUGAUAAUAAGUAAGCUGGAGCGCUGUGAUCCGGCCGUGUUGGGAGGGUUUGCGACACUUGCGGUCCAGGAGGACGCGUUUGGGCCACCUGCUUCAUGGUCAGAGUCCACGUGGGAAGUCGUGGGCAGUGUCGGAGAGUACGUCGGUGCAAAAGGACCUCAGCGAUCCACCGUCGUCACCGCUGCUCCGUCUGGCAACAACACUACAUAACAAUAUUCUUUUUUACAAAAGAAGUAGAAAGUCAGUUUGUAGAAGCAAUAGAUAGUAUGUAGCUAUUCGAUAAAGAUUAAUAAGUUAUUAGCUUGUCAACAAGGAAUUAGCCUGUUUAGUUUAUGGCUAUUGUAGAACAAAACCCUAUUUCCAACCUUUGCCAAAUGUGCGGAAUGAACCGGAAUAGGUAUUAAGUAAACAACUUGUGAAUUCUCUAUUACAAUGCAGCCAAAAUAAUAUUCAAUCAAAUGCAGCCGAGGUUUGACGGGUGCAAUUUGGUUUGCCAUUCAAAAAGUGCGAGGACAAACUUACUAUAAAAUUAUGACGUAAAACAUUGUAGGCACAGUGUAGUUUUUAAAUACAAUACAGUUAGUUGCUUUUACAAUAAAAAGAAUUGAAUUGCAAUCAAUGUCAGAUGUCAGAUAGGUAUUUACAGUUGUAAUAAGAAUAAAUUAGAGAGGUUUACAAAUAGAUAAUAAAAAGGAACUAAAACUCUUAAUUCAUAUUAUUUACUUCAAGAAUGAGUCACGUUUGUUAAAUAUGAUUUAGAAAUUAGUUGUUAUAUA